AGGAGUGGGUGAAAGAAAGAGAAGUCAAGCUGGAAAAGAAAGAAAAAGAAAGAGAAGACAGAGAGCGUGAAGAACGUGUAAAGAGAGAAGAAAGAGCUAAAGAAAGAGAGGUGGUGGAGAGAGCUUAAGAGAAAGAAGCUGAGGUAGAAAUACACAGAUUGAGAGUCAGAGAGUUGGAGCUUAGGGAGACGAUAGGAGUACUUAAAGAGCAUAUAAAACCUGUAUGGAAACCAAAGUUGCCACCUUUUAAUGAGAAUGUGGAUCAAAUGGAUGCAUAUUUGGCAAGAUUUGAAGUACAUGCUCAAGCUACAGAAAGACCUAAAACUCAGUGGGGAAGUCAUCUAUACACAUUGUCACAGGGAAAGGCACUGCAAGCUUGUAUCAACUUUUCUAAGAAAGAUUUAGAGGAAUAUGACAAGGUGAAAGAAGUAUUAAUGAAAAGAUACAACUUGACAGAUGAUGGGUAUAGAGAGAAGUUCCAUAAAGCUAAACCAGAGAGAAACCAGCCAUUUCAUGAAUUUGUUGAGGACAUUAGAAGAUACUUAAUGCGUUGGGUAGAAUUGUCUAAUACUAAAAAGACAUUCGAAGGUCUCAUUGAUCUUUUCAUCAGAGACAAGAUCCUCACAUUUUGCAAUCCUCAGUUAGUGGCUUUUCUACAUGAAAGGAAACCGAAAGAUGUGCCAACAGCAGUCAAGUUGUGUCAGCACUAUAUUACUGCACAUCCAGAGAAGACAAUUUGCUGCAAAGACUAAUGAUAACAGAAGUCGAUUUAAACAAGAAUGGAGACAGGACCGUCUGCAGAAAAGAAGUGUUGGUGAAAAAAGAAAAUGUUUUAAGUGUUUCAAAACGGGUCAUUUAGCAGUCCAAUGUAGAAACAAAAGCCCCUUAAGACGAAAUGAGACUAUGGGUUCAAGCAGAAGUCAGGAGUUUAAAACCAGCAACAGGGGAAGACCAACUGGACAUCCAUACA
Biomphalaria glabrata is the source of this 970-nucleotide messenger RNA. RefSeq lists its product as uncharacterized. The transcript has a single exon. The record is from RefSeq and is a predicted model, not a curated record. Bases 267 to 752 code for a protein of 161 amino acids. Lineage: Eukaryota; Metazoa; Mollusca; Gastropoda; Planorbidae.